This is a messenger RNA of Guillardia theta CCMP2712, 729 nucleotides long. RefSeq lists its product as hypothetical. The record is from RefSeq and is a predicted model, not a curated record. Bases 1 to 729 code for a protein of 242 amino acids. Lineage: Eukaryota; Cryptophyceae; Pyrenomonadales; Geminigeraceae. The transcript is spliced from 2 exons.
AUGAAGAAGUACAUGUUAGCUGAUCUGAAGCUAGAGAUUCAACCUCGCGAGUCGAAAGUUUACAUUCCCUCCUGGCAUCAACACCCUGAUCUCUCGCAGCUGAAGAAGAGCCUUAAGCGCCGUCUCAAGACUCAACUUCUUCACUUCGAGGUCGUCACUGGCGGGAUUACACUUGGCGGCCUGCCUAUCGGCACGGAUGGAUUUCAUGCUAGUCAGCUCCGAGCGAAGGUCUCUACCCUCAACGAAGAGCUCUCGAAGCUCGGGCUCGUCCAGCAUGGCUUCAUGUUCAAGACGCUGGUGAGGGCGAGCCAUCUCCAGAAGCUGCGCUUCUUCCUCCAGGGGUCAUCUCCGUUUCUCCCGCGGGUCCAAUCACAGAUUCGUCGCUUUGACCUCUCUGUCCACCUGGCGCUUGAGAAAUACCACCGCUGGCCUUCCUCGCAGUACCUCGCCGCGCAUCCCGACCUGCUAGAGUUUGCGAGGUUCAAGCGGGAGCUUCCGCAUAGUCGAGGAGGGGACGAGUUCACGCCCUCUGAGGGUCUACACCCCGCUGUUUACUGGGGCAUAGGAUUUACUGGCAGAAGGCACACAGUCCACAGCGAGAAGCUGCACAAACACACACAAAACACAAGCCCGAAAAGAACCAGCACUGCUGGCACCCAGACGCGGCAGCGCCAGCCCAAGCGCGAAGCCGCGCAGACAAGCAGCCUAAGGGUCAAGCAAUCAGUGUAA